AGAAGAAACUAACACAGCUUUCAAAGCAUACAUUAACUGAAUUACACGCGUAUAGAUUUUAACGCUUUUGCAAGAAACAAACCAUCAAAAGAAUCUCUAUCAACGACCCGACCCGGAUGCAGUCUGGUCUCAUUGGAGUGCUUUGGGACAGCGAGAGCGAAGCCCUGCGCGCGGAGGGGAGCAGCCUGCCUGCUGGAGGAGAGCGGUGCGAGCGAGCGGGUUUGGCAAAGCAAGGGCAACAACGUUAGUAGCUAGGCUACGCCUAGUUGUUAGUUAUUUAGCAUAGCCGGAUAUUUAAACGUAAACCUCUCAAACGACAACAAUGCCGACGCGAACGAUGGAGAUACCGUGUCGGGUAUAACGAGAGUUGGUGUGAUUGGGCACGUUCGUUAAGUUCUUUUUUUUUUUGCCGCACUGAGAACGACUGUCGGACAGAGCGGAGGUGAGAGUGGGGAAACAAACUUUGAUACGGGUUACUGCUGGUUGAAUACAAGGGAUUAAAAAAAAAAUAUUCACCUACACACGCACUGGAUUCGUGGCAUUAUUUCGCUACAAAAUACAACACUUCCUACGAAGCUUUUCCUCUCCUGGGCAGGCCAGUCAGGGAGCCAUGGUCAGGAGACAUGACUCAGAACCCAGUGGCAGGGAGGGAACCAGAAACAUUCAUGGCUACUAGAUAUAGACUACUUGAAGAAACCUUGCCCUGGAAUAAACCUGAAAAGGAUUGUGCAGGAACCAGAAAUCAGAUGGUGUUCUAACGAAGCCAUGGGUAGCUACUGUAGCUGUCCUGACAAAGACUCCAUCCCUGAUACCCAUCAAAGCAAAUUCAAGGUGAUAAAUGUGGACGACGACGGUAACGAGUUGGGCGCGGGCUUGAUGGAGCUGACAGAAGAGGAGCUCGUGCUCCACACCAGGAAACGUGACGCCGUCACGUGGCCCUACCUCUGCCUUCGCCGCUAUGGUUACGACUCCAACCUAUUUUCUUUCGAGAGUGGGCGACGAUGCCAGACUGGGCAGGGUAUCUUUGCGUUCAAGUGUGCGCGGGCGGAGGAAAUCUUCAACAUGCUGCAGGACGUCAUGCACAGCAACAGCAUUAGUGUGGUGGAGGAAACGGUGAUGGAGGCUAACCCUACAGGAUCUACUGAGGUGGAGCUUCCCUGCACACCAUGCUCUCCUACCACUCCUGGCUGCUCUGUCCCUGCGUUAGCCAAUGGGAUUGGGCGCUGCCCGUCAUUUGGUGAGGCCUGGUCACGACCCUCUAGCCGACAUCCAUCGGUAGGAAGUGCCAGGCUACCGUCGGUCGGAGAAGAGUCAACCCAUCCGCUCCUGGUCGCAGACAACACAGUCCACACCUACGUUAACACGGCAGACGUCCAGGACGACCGGCGUACGCGCCCCGGCAGCCGUGCCCCCUCGGAGGUACGGCUGCCCAAACCCGACACCACGGCAGCCGCUACCCCGCCUUCCCCUGCGGCGACCGACACGGACACGGAGCCCCAGGUGCUGCUCGAGCCCGACGGGGUUCAAUUCAUCCUGGGUCCCACCCCGGCCCAGCGGAGACGGAAGCAGACGCCAGGGGGCGGGGAUCCUGGGUUCAGAGGGCCCGUGGAGCUUGGCGGGUCUGGGUCGAACGGGGAGCCCAGCCCGGCAGUGCCCCCUGGGGGUCAGAGCGGGGAUGGCUGUUUGGUGGAUGACACUGUGAGUCUCCAGGCGGGAGACUGCGACAACGGCUACGACAGUGACGGACGGAAAGACGCUCCUCCCCCAACCAACCCAAACCCCCACCCUGGCCCUCCACCUUAUCCGGCGAACGAGCUCAGCUCCAUCUCUACCCCUGAACCCCACAACGGCGCCACCCAGUCUCAGAGGUCCACCCCGGUCCCAAUAUCGGCCCCCACACCCCGUCGUAACCGGCCCACGGUCCCUCUCCCAGACUCCUCCCACAAUGUCAAUAACUCCGCCCAGAGGCGCACGGCACUUCUGAAUUACGAGAACCUCCCUCCACUGCCCCCGGUGUGGGAGACCGCCAGGCGCUUCUCCGAAGGCGACGAGGAGGAUGAAGAGGAGGUGUAUCAUGGAUACAGACCAAAGACCCCGUCCCUUAACGGCUACCACAACCACCACAAUCAUCAUCAUCGCCCUCAUCUUCAUCGCCACAGUCUAGGAGGACUGGGCCUGGACCCCAUGCACAACUACGUCAACACAGAGAAUGUAAACAUCCCGCUUAGCGCCAAACUGGACUCAGCGAGGCUACUUCCGCGGGGUAGGGACUGCACCGGCAGGGUUGUGGGUUCCACUCCCACCAUCUUCAACUUCGACUUCCGGCCGGGGCGAGUGACCGGCGGUUUGGCGUCGGAUCCCCUGAGGCAGCUGAAUUAUAUCGAAUUGGAAAUGGAGAAGGGUUCGGACUCGAGCGGCCCGCAGACGCCCAAGACGCCCACCACUCCCAGCGGGGUCGGCCUAGGGGGUCUCCUCCUCCCCCCGUCCACCCCCACACGGAGGACGGAACUGUAUGCCAUGAUUGACAUAGAGCGCACGGCCGCCAUGUCGAGUCUACAGAAAGCAUUGCCGCGUGACGACGGUACCUCUCGGAAAACACGCCACAACAGUACUGACCUGCCCAUGUGAGCAUAGCCACACCUAGCGUGCUGUACCUAGCGUACCGCACCUAGCGUACUGCACCUAGCGUACUGCACCUAGCGUACUGCACCUAGCGUACUGCACCUAGCGUGCUGUACCUAGCGUACCGCACCUAGCGUACUGUACCUAUCCUAGCAGGUGCUGUGUCCCCAUUGACCUGAUUCUGGAUCAUCACCACACUUGUGAUGCGAUAGGAUCAAAAGGAGUACACUACAUAGGGAAUAGGGCACUAUUCAGGAUGUGAGCACUGUCUUUUCUCCAGCUGCACCGUGACCUGACCCGUGGUCGUGUCAUUACUGAGGUUUUUUAUUUUUCAUAUCUGCAAAAAAACUAAAAUUAAAAAAAAAUAUAUGUUUUGGUGAAAGGGCUCUGGA
This is a messenger RNA of Esox lucius (northern pike), 3014 nucleotides long. It is a transcript of the gene frs2a, whose product is annotated as fibroblast growth factor receptor substrate 2a. Gene Ontology annotation, cellular component: cell-cell junction; cytoplasm. The record is from RefSeq and is a predicted model, not a curated record. The transcript has 8 exons. Bases 766 to 2628 code for a protein of 620 amino acids. Gene Ontology annotation, biological process: cell surface receptor protein tyrosine kinase signaling pathway. Lineage: Eukaryota; Metazoa; Chordata; Actinopteri; Esociformes; Esocidae.